Molecule: messenger RNA, 464 nt
Organism: Leptosomus discolor (cuckoo roller)
Lineage: Eukaryota; Metazoa; Chordata; Aves; Leptosomiformes; Leptosomidae
Source: RefSeq, a predicted model, not a curated record
CUCUUAUUAAUGGCCUCUCCAAAAUACCUACAAAUCAGAAAAAAACAGCAUAUCUCUGUCAGCUUUUGAUAAGAAUUGCAAAAGGAAGAAACCUUGAAUGCCAUUUUGAAAAUGAUCAGAGAAUUUCACCUUUGGAGUCUGCUCUGUCUUUCUGGACUUUGCUUGAAAGGGAAGAAAUUAAACUGGAAAAGCUUCAUGAAGAUAUUCGUCGCUUGAUUCAAAUUCAGAUUGUAGCAGUCCAUAUGGAAAACGGAUAUUUCAAGGAGGCUGCUGAAGUUCUUGAAAGGCUCUUUACAGACUCAGAAUCAGAUAAGCCUUUAAGGGUGAAGCUGGCAACUGUAAUUAAAAGCAAGGAUCCAUAUGUUCCUCUUCUCCAAAGCUUCAGUUACGAUCUUUUGAUAUGUAAAAUCAAGUCUUACGUUGAACUUUUCAUGAAAGAAAAUGAAACUAACUUCUUAAUACAG